CUGCAAACUGUAACCAAGUUUUUGUGUGAGACUGUUCUAUGUAAAAAUUUAGCAAGUACGCUUGCAGAGCUGGGAUUUGGGAAACACGAGAGGUAACAGUGAGGAUCUUAUAAUAGGGGGUGAUUGAAGCCCCAAGUUGAAGUGAGUGAGAGAUCCUGAGUUGAUUGAAGUGAGAUGAGUGAAAAUGGAAGCCUUGCACAGGUGUGCAUUCCAAAAUUUGAUGGUGACUAUGAUCACUGGAGCCUUGUGAUGGAGAAUUUUCUGAGGUCACAGGAGUACUGGGGUGUUGUGAGUGAAGGCUACAAAGAACCGACACCAACUGAGGAACUAUCUCCUGUUGAUGCUAAGAGCUUGGGG
This is a messenger RNA of Linum tenue, 357 nucleotides long. The record is from the annotation of a GenBank genome assembly. NCBI's taxonomy places the organism in Eukaryota, Viridiplantae, Streptophyta, Magnoliopsida, Malpighiales, Linaceae.